AUGGAUGUGCGCUUGUUAGAUCAAGCUGCAAUGUCAUGGUAUUUAAUUGGAACUACUGCUCAUAUUUGUUCUGAAAUAUAUGUCUAUCGAAAUAAUCGAGAACCGAUUCCAAAUAAUCUAUAUGCUUUUCUUGUAUGUGGUUCAGCAUUUGGAAAAAGUGCAUUUUAUCAACUGUUUUUGAGCGCAAUUGGUAAAUGCCGUAUAUCUGAUGAAGUAAGCAAUGGUGAUGCAACAUUCGAUAUUCGAGCAUCAUCAACGAAUAAUAUUGAUACACGACAUUUUCUCGAUGAGAUGUCAAGAGGUGGUCUAUUAAAACAACUCAGUGAAAAUGAUAAAGUUGUUUUAUUAGAUGAGGCAGACAGCUUUCUGAAAAGAAAUGGUCUUAUUAUUGAAGGACCCAUACGUGAACAUAAUAAUGUAUAUGAAAUAAUUUUAACGUUAUAUUCUGGUAAGGCAACAGUAAUAAAAAGCUUAACUAAUUCAACAACAAGUCUUUUUCUCCACAAGCUAAACAUAUUAGCUAAUACAACCGAAGAACCAAUUUUACGACUAAUGAAAAAAAAAUUCAGUGGUGAACUUCCAAAUCCAUUUGCUGAACGUUCUCUUUUUCUUUUUGUUUCGACACAACUAACACUUGAGCGUCCUUUUCCACUUGCUUGGGAUGAUGAAAAUGAACCUACAGUCGAUCAAAUUAUGUUUACAUCCAGUCUGCUUAUGAAUUUAAAGUUUUAUUAUGGGACAUCUGCUCGUUUUAUGACUGUUGCUCAUGGAAAUUUAUUAUCUAAAUUAAUGAUAAAAAAUGAGAAACGUGAUAAAUGGUUAACUGCACGUCUUGGAAAAUCUCGUGAUCAUCUUCAUCGAUUGGCAGUGAAUCUUCAACUUAUUCAAUUAACAUUUGAUUUACUCGAUCAAUACAAAACUGAUUUUGGAAGUUUCAAUAUUCAAUCUGAUAAUAUUGUUUUUCAACAACGAAUGAAACAAAUAGUAAAUACGUUUCUUGGUCGAACAAGUAAUAAAAUCAGUAUUAAGCUGGAAAUUCGUUUAUCAAUUGCAAAUGCAGCUGUUAAAUUAUUAAAUUUAUUAUUACAUCAAUAUUUGUGUAUCUUUGGUGGCGAUAAUACAGCUCUAAAUACAGAUGAUCUUCAAAUGAUUGAAACUAUCACAGUUAAUCUGAAUGAGAAAACAACAGCAACCACGAUAAAAAAUCAACAAGAAACAAAUGAACAAUCAAUUAAAGAUUUGGCCAGAGCCAUUUUAUUACAUGAUGAAAUUGCAUUCACAAGAACAAAACUCAGUAAUUGUGUUCCAUUAUGGAAACGAAAAAGCAACCAUCGUCAAGAUGCGAUUGAACUUCUAAUAAAAAAAAAAUUGAUUAUCACUGUUGAAAAAGCAGCAAAACAAAUAUUAACACGAAGAACGUUUAAUAUGUGGCUUAAAUGUGUACCUAAAUCGUUUGAUUUGACGGAUUUAGAAGAAUUUCAACAAUCACUUGCCGAAUUUAAUAUUGAUUGGGAUAUAUUUCAACGAACGUUGUGGCACUUUCAGCCUCCUGUAGGCAUUGUUAUUAGUACUGAUCUAGCUAAUCGGUUGAAAGCUGAACAUUACAAAUCGUUUAUAAAAUUUAAUAUUGAUGUUUUAACCGGAAUGCCAAAUGAUGAUACAUCUACUCAAGAUACAGAUGAACAGAACAACAACAACAACAAUCAUCAUGAUCGUAAUGCAAUUAGCAUUUUGACAGAUCCUACAACUGAUGAACGAAUUAGCUCACUUCAACAUUCAACAUCAAAUCUUCAAGAUAUUUUACAAUCAAAUCCUUUUACAACAGCUACCAAUUCGACAACAAGUAUUAUUGAUGAAGUUUCUACUGAUAAAUCUGAAGCUGUUACUGGUUAUCGAUUACCUCGUCCAAAAGAUUUAGUAGCUGCAAGAAAUAAACAAGCUGCAGUAAAUAGAUCUUGUGUGAUUGAAGAAAAAUAA
Rotaria sp. Silwood2 is the source of this 1977-nucleotide messenger RNA. The record is from the annotation of a GenBank genome assembly. NCBI's taxonomy places the organism in Eukaryota, Metazoa, Rotifera, Eurotatoria, Philodinida, Philodinidae.